Penaeus monodon (black tiger shrimp) is the source of this 3204-nucleotide messenger RNA. RefSeq names its product cilia- and flagella-associated protein 57-like. The transcript has 22 exons. Gene Ontology annotation, molecular function: protein binding. NCBI's taxonomy places the organism in Eukaryota, Metazoa, Arthropoda, Malacostraca, Decapoda, Penaeidae. The record is from RefSeq and is a predicted model, not a curated record. The coding region runs from base 1 to 3204 and encodes 1067 amino acids.
AUGAUUGUGUUCUCGGUCCUGCGCCUAAGUGACACCCCUGGCCUGGGCCCUGUGUCGAGUGUCACCUACCACCUUGAGGACAACGGGAUCCUCUCUGUGGUGGGAGAGCGGGUCCUCAAGCUCCUUAAGCUCAACGACAAGCUCCUCAAGACGUGGGGGUACCAGGGGGGGCACAACCACAACUGCCAGUGUCAGGUGUGGGCGGACCAGCACACGCUCCUCGUCGGCACGGACGUCGCCUCGGUCCUGCUGCUGGAGGAGGGAGAGCUGAGGGCGGAGAUUCGGGUCACGCAUUCAGAUCUCGGGCCAGAAUGCGACAAAAAGACAUCGGGAGAAGGCGUGGCAGCUCUCGGGGGGCGUGGCCUAGGACCCCGCCACCGCCGCGUCACCGCCCUCAAAGUGUUCGUGGGGGGGUUUCUGUGUGCUUGCGGCCCCGAUAAGGUGUUCGUCUUUCAGAAGAGUGAUGACGUCAAUGAGCACUAUUUCCAGGUGGCCCGUAACCAGAGCCCUAAUAUUCCAUCGCAGCGCUACAUGCUCAGAAUAUGCGAGCCUUCCCCGGCGGCCCUCGUCAGCGGGCGCGGAGAACACACCAUCACGACCCUCUCUCUCUCUCCCGGCGAGAAGAACAUCGUCGCAGCCACACACACGCGUCAGCUGUUCACCAACCCUCUGCCUUCUCUCGAGGCGGCUAAGCUUCCGAGCCUCAUGUUCUCCCCCCUCCAUGCCCGCCACCACGAAGGCGGGGUCGUGGACGCCGACGGGUGCCUGUGGAAGACCAUCGUCGUGAGCGGGGGCCAGGACCGCACCGUCAGGGUGUGGGACUACCAGGAGCACUCUCUCCUCCUCACGCACGCCUUCAGGGAGGAUAUAUUCUCCCUUUCGCUCCAUCCUACUGGCCUCCACGUCGCAGUGGGCCUCACCGACGCCCUGAGACUCCACCACGUACUCUUCGACUGCCUCCGCCCGUACUCCGAGAUCCGGAUCAGGAGAUGCGGCGUGUGCAGUUUCUCGCCGAGCGGAUACCUGCUGGCGGCGGCCGACGGAAACCUCCUGGUCAUCACUUCCAACGUCUCCCUCAGGAAGAUCUUCACGCUGAAGGGGCACUCGGCGAAGGUGACUGGCAUAGGCUGGUACCCAGACAGUUCAGCAGCCAUGACCUGUGCAGCGGAUGGCACUGUGGUUGGCUGGGACGCAAACAAAGGACAGUCUAUCUGGGAGGUGUCUUCCCUCACAUCCUCAAACUACCUGACGUGGACUCUCUCCCUCGACGGCAAACCCACGGUGGUCGUAGGUCACGGGUCCUCCUUCACCGAAAUCACAGGUGGUCAGGUCAGCUUCUCGAACCUGGUUUUGUUAUUCAGCAUAUUCUUGUUCGAAUAUGUUAUUCAGAUGGUCCAAGACAUCACUUAUGAACCAGGUGACCUAACCUGCGCCGGCCUUUCCCCUGUAAAGACUCUCGUGACCCUGGGAUCUACAUCAGGUCAGCUGGUGGUCAAUAAAUACCCUCUGCACAUGGCACAGAAAUUCACGGCAUUUCCGGCACACAGUGGCUCUUUGAACAAGGUGCUGGUGACGGGCGACGAGAGCAAGGUGGUGACGUGUGGCGCGGACGGCGUGAUCCUGGUGUGGCGGGUGGCGGCCUUGGAGGAGGACUCCCCGGGGUACCUGGCGGCGAGAGAGAGGCUGGAGGACCUGCCUCGCGUCCCGGAGAUGCUGGUGACCCGGACUGACCUUCAGAUUAAGAAAACGCGCCACCACCUGGAGGAGCUGGAGCGUCGCGUGUCCUACCUGUCGAGGGACAAGGAGGUCCACCUGGGCCUUCAGCAGCAGGAGUUCGCCGCGAGCAGGGAUGCCUUGUGCCCAUACCACCUCGUCACCUCACCGUACAGGGAUGCCUUGGUGGCCCGAUACCAGACCAUCGUCGACCAAAUGAACGACACGAUACAGACCCUGGAGAAGGAGCGCGAGCAGCUCAAGGACGGCCACAAGGACUCCUUGGCCAAACUCGCCGAGGAGCACAGCAAUGUCAUGGCAGACCACCAGCAGGAGUUGAGGAAGAAGCUCCUCUACGAGUAUUCGAAGCAGGACAAACUCGAAGCCAAGUUGAAAGAGAUGCAACAGACGCUCGACAGACAAGUCGAGGAAGCAGAGAAGAGGACCCGCCUGGAGCUACAGGAGAGGCUGGACCAACAAGAAGGGGUCGUUGAACAGCUCAAGAUGGAUCUCGAGAAGACAACGGCGGAGCUUGAACGCGAAAGGAGCGAAGGGGCGGAGAUCGUGCGUCUGGUGGAGGCCGCGACGGAGGCCGAACUAGGUCAGGUAAGGUCGAGUCUGCACGCCCAGCUGGCGGAGGAGCACCAGAACGUCAUCAGACUGCGCAGUGAGAUGGCAGCCAUGAGGAAGAACUUCGUCACAGUGCAGAGGGAACGAGAGCAGAAGGAGGAGGACCUGAGGGCGCUGACGGACGACAAGGCGAAGCUACAGUCGUCCAUUCGAGGUCUUGAGCGCGAGCUGGCUGCCCUCAGGCGCGAGGUCAACCACAGGGACGACAUCAUACACGACAGGGAGAGCAAAAUCACCAACACGAGGGAGAGAAUCGGGGAGCUCGAGAAACAGAGGUUCCUCCUCGACCAUCAACUCGGCCAACUCAAGGAGGAGCUCGAGCCACUGCAGGCGGCGCUCGAUCAGAGGUCCCAGCAGAUCAAGCAGGCCGAUUCAAUGGGCGAGGAAGCGGUGCCGGAACUGCUGCGCCAGAGGGAAAUGCUGGAGCGGUCUGUGGCGACUCUCCGUGCACAGGCGCAGAAACAGGCGCGGGCCAGCAAGGACCGGAUCACCACACUCGUUAAGGAGAACAGCGACCUCCUGUCCUCCGUGAAGACGCUGGAAUCCCGAAGCUGGCGGCUCGAGGAGGACCUCCGUCAGGCUGAGAGCAUGGCAGGGCUGCGGGACCCUCGGUCAGGGCGUCGCAAGGCCUCGAGAGAUCUUUUAGUGCAGACGGUAACUCGCCAGGCAGACACCAUCGCUCGCCUGCAGGACCAGAUUAGGACGCUGCAAGAGAAUCAACGGAAGGGAGAGGGAGGCGACGAAGACGACCAGACAGGCGACGCGAAACCUAAGCCAGUGGAGUCAGAAGACGUCGAUGGCGCCAAGCAGUCUAUCGUGCCACAAGAGGAACCGGCGGCGGUGCCAGCUGCAACGGCGUAG